CGAGACGGAGCCGUUUGGGUAAAGCAACUCCCAUCCUCUCCCUCCCAACCCUAGCUUUCGCUUUCCCCGGCCGUCAGACCCAGAGAGAGAUAUAGAUGACCUGUGAAAGCAAGCAAUCUUCUUAUCUGAAGCGUUGAAAUCAAACAAAGCGCGACCGCGCGACUCAAUCAAUCCAAAUCAAAGCGAAGGAAUCCGUGGAGGGACCCAUUUGCCUUUGCGUAUCGUUUGAUCGACUCAUUAUUUAUUCGGAGCUUCUUCCUUCUACGGUUGCUUUUCAUAUCUGAGAGAGCGAGUUGGAGAGGAGGGAUUGAGAUUUCAGAGUGUUUGUUUGGUGGGUGGGUUUGGUGAUCUGAUUCGAUUUCGUUUCUUGUUGGCUAUGGCUAUUGCUGGUGCUGGGUUGGUGGGUUGUGGGUCCUCGUCGUGGAUUCAAAGCGGUUGCGUCGGGAAGACAAAGAGGAGGGUCUGUCGUUCUUCCUCUGUUGUGUCGGCAAGCUUGACGGAGCAGUACAGAACUCUCAGAAUCCAGCCUGGGGCUUCUGAGUUGGAGGUCAAGAAAGCUUUCAGAAAGCUUGCUUUGCAGUAUCAUCCAGACGUGUGCAAAGGAAGCAACUGUGGGGUCCAGUUUCACCGGAUUAACGAAGCCUAUGAUAUUGUGAUGAGCAAUUUGAGGGGAGAAGCUGAUUCGGCGGACGGCUAUGUGUCAUCAUACGAAUAUGACAACGUGGAGGAGCCGAUGAGGGGAAUGUGCGAUUCUGAUUGGGACCAGUGGGAGGAGUGGAUGGGAUGGGAGGGUGCAGGGAUUCGUGACUACUCCUCCCACAUCAAUCCCUACAUCUAGCUGACCCCACCCAUAUUGACAACAUCUGGAGCGUCCAUUCGACAUAUCAAGGCGAAUUGGAGACGUUUACAAUUUGUACAUAAUGUAUUUCUCAAACAAGGAAAUUAUUCUCCUUUGUAAAAUGUAAAUAGUUCAGAUGGAAGCUGUGUUUUCUGAAUUUCCUAAGAGAAGCCCACCAGCGCCAGGAGGCUUUGCUUGUAAAAAUCAUACCAAUAAUAAAAUUUCAUUGGAGAGUAACAACUCUUCUGUGGCCCA
Molecule: messenger RNA, 1093 nt
Organism: Nelumbo nucifera (sacred lotus)
Lineage: Eukaryota; Viridiplantae; Streptophyta; Magnoliopsida; Proteales; Nelumbonaceae
Product: chaperone protein dnaJ 8, chloroplastic-like
Source: RefSeq, a predicted model, not a curated record